AAGAGACGCGGUGAUAUCUGCAACAACUGCCUAAGAGAGCUAGAAGGUUGGAGGCAGACUACGUUAUCCGCCUGAAGCACCCUUUUUCUCCUCGCCGUUCGCCGCCUCUGCCUCGCCUCCGCCGCCGUACCAUAUCCGCUCUGCUCUUUCCUUCGUAGCUGUGCCUCUGCUCUCCUCUCUUUCUCUCUCCACUGUCGCCGCCGUUCUAGCCAGGUAGGAUCCAAACAACUUCAAAGUAGAACAUGCAUUGUAAAUCACAACCAGUGCAAUGCAAUCCUGCAUUACAUUGAAGACUCUGAACAAACAUUGCUGCACCGCAACCUCCUGUGAGCUGCUGUAGCUUCCAUUGCCAAUGACUCUCUCAUCUCUUCACUUCCACCACCACCCUCUCCUCCCCCACACACUAACAACAAAACUUCACCCAAAACUCUUCACUCCCACUCCCCCUUCUUCUUUUUCUUCCAUUCAAACGUUCAAAGUUUCUGUAGUUUCAUCUUCAGCUUCCGCAAUAACACACCAACACCAUGAACACCCGCUCCCACCAAAUUUCUCACCCACCGAACUCCUUGAUCUCUUGCGCUGUCAAAACGAUGAGUUGUCUGCAAUUCGCAUCUUCCAAUGGGCGGCAAAACAGCCCAAUUUCUCACCCAACCUCACCAUCUACAAUGAAAUCCUUCGUCAUCUUGGCAAUGUUGGUUACUUAGAUUCAAUGUUAAAUGUACUUGGUGAAAUGAAGUCUACAAAUUGCACUGUCGAUUCAAGUACUUUUAUAAUCUUCAUUGAGAGUUAUGCUAAUUUUAACUCACAUGAAAGGAUUAUCGAACUCGUCCAAUUGAUGGAAAAUGAGUUUGGGUUGAAGCCUGAUACACAUUUUUAUAACAUUGCUUUGAAUGUUCUUGUUGAAGGCGGAAAGCUUAGGCUAGUGGAAAAUUUGCAUUCGAAGAUGAUUAACAAUGGAGUUAGACCUGAUGUUUCAACUUUCAAUAUCAUAAUUAAGGCUCUGUGCAAGGCGCAUCAGUUGAGGCCUGCGAUUUUGAUGCUUGAGGAUAUGGGGAGUUAUGAUCUGGUGCCGGAUGAGAUGACAUACACAACACUGAUGCAGGGUUUCAUUGAGGAAGGAGACAUGAGGGGUGCCUUGAGGAUCAAGGAACAGAUGGUUGAGUCUAGGUGCCUGAUGACGAAUGUGUCGGUGAAUGUUCUCGUGAAUGGUUUUUGCAAAGAUGGGAGAGUUGAGGAGGCAUUGAGGUUUAUUGACGGGGUUUCUGACGAAGGUUUUUCCCCAAAUCAAGUUACACUAAAUGCAUUGGUAAAUGGAUUGUGCAAGAUUGGGCAUAUCAAGGAAGCUUUGGAGAUGAUGGAUUUCAUGCUCGAGAGAGCGUUCGACUUGGAUGUGCACACGUACAACUCAUUGAUUUUUGGGUUGUGUAGGUCAGACGAGGUUGAUGAGGCGGUGGAGAUUCUUGAGCAGAUGCUUUCAAGGGAUUGUUCACCGAACACUGAAACUUACAACAUGCUGAUUAGCACUCUGUGCAAGGAGAACCAUGUUGAAGCAGCCACUAAACUUGUCCAUGUGCUUACUUCUAGGGGGAUUUUGCCCAAUGUUUCCACGUUCAAUACUUUGAUACAAGGCCUCUGCAUGGCCAGUAAUCGCGAAAUUGCUAUGGUGCUGUUCAUGGAGAUGAAGAAAGGAGGGUGUCGGCCGAAUGAAUUCACAUACAGUAUAUUGAUUGACAGCCUAUGCUCCGAGAGGAAACUUAAAGAAGCUUUGUUGCUACUUAAAGAAAUGGAGGCAAAUCGCUGCACUAGGAAUGUGGUAGUGUACAAUACUCUGAUUGAUGGUUUGUGCAAGAACAAAAGGAUUAAAGAAGCUGAGGAGAUCUUUGACCGGAUGGAGCUUGAGGGUGUGUCAAGAAAUUCAGUAACCUAUAACACACUCAUUGACGGCCUGUGCAAAAGUAAGAGAACAGAAGAAGCUGCACAACUUAUGGAUCAGAUGAUAACAGAAGGAUUAAAGCCGGAUAAGUACACUUAUAAUUCAAUGCUUGCACACUAUUGCCGAAAUGGGGAUAUAAAGAAAUCUGCUGAAAUUGUGCAGACCAUGAGUUCAAAUGGGAUUGAACCGGACAUUGUAACCUAUGGGACCCUUAUUCAAGGACUGUGUAAGGCUGGUAGGACAGAGGUUGCAAGUAGGCUUCUCAGAUCAGUUCAGAUGAAAGGCAUGGUCUUGACUCCGCGCACUUAUAACCCGGUGCUUCAAGCACUCUUUAAAAGAAAGAGAAUAAAAGAAGGUAUGAGGCUGUUUAGAGAAAUGAUGGAGAAAGCUGAUCCUCCAGAUGCUUUAACGUACAAAAUCGUUUUCCGCGGCCUUUGUAAUGGUGGUGGUUCCAUACAAGAGGCUGUCGACUUCACCGUUGAGAUGCUGGAGAAAGGAAUAUUGCCAGAGUUCCCGUCGUUUUGUUUCUUGGCAGAAGGUCUUUGUUCUUUGUCCAGGGAGGAGACACUCAUUGAACUCAUCAAUAUGGUGAUGGAGAAAGCAAAGUUAUCGCAGGGGGAAGCAUCUAUGAUUAGGGGAUUCCUCAAGAUCCAAAAAUUUAGUGAUGCAUUGGCCAAUCUUGGUGGUAUCUUAGAAAGGCAAAACAAGCCCAGAAGAUUUUAGUGGUGAAAAAGUUUUGCUGUUUUGUUGUAACUUUACGAUGAUGUUCCAACGUGUAUAACAACCGGAAAGCACCUUAUUACACCGGAUAAGUUUCUGUUACAUAAAUUCUGUCAAUAUAUUUUAGCAAUUAAGGCUUUGUUCUAGUUGGCCUUAUUAAGUUA
Arachis duranensis is the source of this 2817-nucleotide messenger RNA. Its product is annotated as pentatricopeptide repeat-containing protein At3g53700, chloroplastic. The transcript has 2 exons. The record is from RefSeq and is a predicted model, not a curated record. Gene Ontology annotation, molecular function: protein binding. Lineage: Eukaryota; Viridiplantae; Streptophyta; Magnoliopsida; Fabales; Fabaceae. Bases 353 to 2656 code for a protein of 767 amino acids.